This is a messenger RNA of Paramuricea clavata, 264 nucleotides long. NCBI's taxonomy places the organism in Eukaryota, Metazoa, Cnidaria, Anthozoa, Malacalcyonacea, Plexauridae. The record is from the annotation of a GenBank genome assembly.
AUGGAAGAAAUACGAGAGCGUCAAAUACCCUGUUUUCAAGCUGAUAUGGUCAUCGAGAGAUCAGUUGAUUUGAGCAAAACUAGUGUUAACAACAAAACAUGUCCACUGUAUUUUGACGCAGAAGCGCUCAAACUCAUAACAAAUGUUUUAAAUGCAGCCGAGUGCAAAUCUCAGACACGAUUAAUUGGGGAACACUAUAGUGAAGAGGUAUUUGAAGAUGCUUUCAGUGAGAUAGCACGGACAAAAACGUCUCGGUACAAGUAA